Sphaeroforma arctica JP610 is the source of this 245-nucleotide messenger RNA. RefSeq lists its product as hypothetical. The transcript has a single exon. The record is from RefSeq and is a predicted model, not a curated record. The annotation marks the transcript as partial. NCBI's taxonomy places the organism in Eukaryota, Ichthyosporea, Ichthyophonida.
CCUUAAGCGCACACAAAACGGGACACAAAACGGGACGCAAAACGGGACACAAAACGGGACACAAAACGGGACACAAAACGGGACACCAAACGGGACACAAAUCGGGACACCAAACGGGAUAUAAAACGGGACACAAAAGGGAACGCAAAACGGGACACAAAACGGGACACAAAACGGGAAACAAAACGCUUAAAAGAUGUACAAUGCUUAAUAAGGGACCACAAUUGCGCGGCUUUGCCCAGUGA